GUGAUGUUGGUGAUGUCUUUGUGUGAAUCUGCUAGGGGCUGUUCCAAUUAUCAGAAGCCCAAAGGGAAACGCAGCAGAGAUGGUAGCAGAGAAACUGGAUAAAAAGAUUCGAGAUAAUCUAAGGGAUGCUCGUAACAGUCUCUUCACUGGAGAUGGUGUCAACUCUGGGCACAUCAGUUUCCAGCGCCCGCUGUUGCUGCUGCUUGACCGAGGUGUGGAUCUGGCCACGCCCCUGCAUCACACGUGGACUUACCAAGCCCUGGUCCACGAUGUCAUGGACCUCCGACUCAACCGCGUCUCUCUCAGCGACGCUCCUCCGGGCGACGAGCCUCACGGAGGCGCCCGCCCGAAACGUCGGACAGUGAAGACUUACGACCUCGACGCUCACGACGCCUUCUGGCAACAGCACAAGGGGAGCCCUUUCCCCGAGGUGGCUGUGAGUGUUCAGAGCGAGCUGGAGGAAUAUCGCUUGCAGGAGGAGCAGGUCAAGAGCCUCAAGACAGCGCUGGGUCUGGAAGGUGAUGGUGAUGACGGGGCCAUCAGCCUCCUCUCAGACACAUCAGCACAGCUUACAUCAGCGGUCAGCUCCCUGCCCGAGCUGCUGGAGAAGAAACGUCUAAUCGACACUCACACCAACAUCGCUACCGCUGUGUUAGAACACAUUAAGGCUCGCCGCCUGGAUGUGUACUUUGAGCUGGAGGAGCGGAUGAUGGGGAAACUGUCACUUGACAGACCACUCAUGGAGUUCAUCACGGAUCCAGACGCUGGAACUCCUGAAGAUAAGAUGCGGCUUUUCCUCAUUCACUACAUCUGCUCACCUCAUCCUCCGUCAGAGGCUGAACUUGAUGCGUUCAGCGUUGGACUUGAACGCGGUGGCUGUGACCUCACUCCACUCACCUACAUCCGUCGGUGGAGGAGUUUCUCCAGGAUGACCUCGACCAGCAUCAGCUCCUCCACCACCUCGUACACAGGGGGUGGAACCAACACCAUCAGUAUGUUCUCUCGGCUGGUGAACACGGGAUCACAGUUCGUCAUGGAGGGAGUCAAGAAUCUGGUGAUCAAGAGACACAAGCUUCCGGCUACCUGCCUACUGGACAGGCUGAUGGAGAUGAAGGCGUCCCCCGAGACGGAUGAUUACCGAUACUUUGACCCAAAGCUGAUCCGUGGAAAUGACAGCUCAACAGCCCGAAGCAAAAAUCCCUUCCAGGAGGCUGUUGUCUUCAUGAUCGGAGGUGGGAACUACAUUGAGUACCAGAAUCUGAUGGACUACAUCAAGACUAAGCCGGGCAAGCGUGUAACUUACGGCUCUACGGAACUUUUGAAUUCUACACAGUUCCUCAAACAGCUUUCAAAGCUGGGAGCUAAUCUGUGAACUUAAAGUGGAGACACGAAGAAGACAAAGA
Molecule: messenger RNA, 1403 nt
Organism: Petromyzon marinus (sea lamprey)
Lineage: Eukaryota; Metazoa; Chordata; Hyperoartia; Petromyzontiformes; Petromyzontidae
Source: RefSeq, a predicted model, not a curated record